Messenger RNA from Paracoccidioides brasiliensis Pb18, 1542 nucleotides. RefSeq lists its product as uncharacterized. Gene Ontology annotation, molecular function: cystathionine beta-synthase activity; cysteine synthase activity; thiosulfate-cyanide sulfurtransferase activity. The transcript is spliced from 3 exons. The coding region runs from base 1 to 1542 and encodes 513 amino acids. Gene Ontology annotation, cellular component: cytoplasm. The record is from RefSeq and is a predicted model, not a curated record.
AUGGCGGACCCUAAUGUUCUCAAUGUGUAUUAUGGCCCUGAUGCCCUGAGAAAAUAUUUCAACCCUGAUUGCCAGCCUCCAUUACCGCUGGUGGAAAUUCCGGAGCGCCUGAAUCCUCUUUAUAAAGACGGGGUGCGGAUAUAUGCAAAGGUCAUGGCAAUGCACCCCGCAAACAAUGUGAAGGCUAUUCCAGCGCUGAAUAUGCUAGAGUCCAAUGUUGUACCAGGUAAAACAAGUACAAUCAUCGAGUACAGCUCUGGAUCGACCGUUAUUUCGAUGUCAUUGAUCGCGAGAAUAUUCCACAAUAUCAGUGAUGUCAGAGCAUAUCUCAGCAAUAAAACGAGCAACACAAAAUUGAAACUGAUGCAAUUCUUUGGGCUCGACAUCACCCUUUUUGGAGGACCGUCGCAACCCGAGCCACUAGACGAGCGCGGCGGGAUCCAGAACGCCAAAAAAAUGGCGAUGGCUUCCGACGAUGUCGUCAACCCGAAUCAAUACGAAAAUCAAAACAAUUGGAAGGCACAUAUCCGCUGGACAGGGCCGCAGAUCCUGAAGCAACUUCCUCAAAUAAACGUGAUCUGCGCAGGCAUGGGGACUUCAGGGACAAUGACAGGACUGGGCACUUAUUUCAAGCAAGCGAAGCCUUCAGUCUUUCGGCUUGGGGUUUGCACAGCUCCGGGGGACCGAGUUCCAGGUCCAAGAUCCUAUUCUCUUCUUCUCCCCGUUGAGUUCCCGUGGAGAGAGGCUGUCGACGCAAUAGAGGAAGUUGGAUCCCUCGAAUCCUUUUCACUAUCCCUCGAUAUGUGUCGGGAGGGUCUGGUCUGUGGGCCAUCGUCGGGAUUCAACCUAGGCGGGCUUUUGCGAAUGUUAAGAAAGCGCAAGUCAGAGGGAACCUUGUCAGAGCUCGCAGGUUCUGAUGGCUUAACCCACUGCGUUUUCUUGUGUUGCGAUCUGCCAUACCAGUACAUCGACGAGUACUUCCAGAAAUUAGGGCCGGCGAAAUUCCCUGCAAUCCAUAAUGAGAAUUUGACCAAAGUCGACCUCUACCGUUAUGACGAGGCGUGGGAACUACACCCCAUGGACGUUCUUCCCCGCUUCUAUGAGCCCUUUGAAGCAGUGAAGGCUUAUUCCUGGGCCAAAAUCAAUGCGAAGGCACAGACCUAUGUAAUUGAUUUGCGGAAGACAGUCGACUAUGAGAGCGGGCAUCUCCCGGGCGCCAUGAACGUUCCGCUGAAGAGUCUGGCCGCCAAAACGCCCAGUCCAUUCGCUGAGCCGAAAGUGCUGGAAGCACAAUGGUUGGAACUUGAAAGCGUCUUCGAGCGGGUAAAGGAUUCUGCGAACCUCAAUGAACAGCGUGUUCUUGUGCUGUGUUAUAAUGGAGACACAUCGCGUGUUGCAACCAGCGUUUUGCGAGCAAAGGGCGUGGAAGCAGACUGCAUUCGCGGUGGUUAUCGAGCCCUUGGAGUUGCGACGACAGAGCUGCCGGGGUGCUUGGGAACGAGACUAAGUACGCUUGUGCCGCAGCAGGAUAUUUUGGUGUAA